Messenger RNA from Hyphopichia burtonii NRRL Y-1933, 870 nucleotides. RefSeq names its product YigZ family protein. NCBI's taxonomy places the organism in Eukaryota, Fungi, Ascomycota, Pichiomycetes, Serinales, Debaryomycetaceae. The transcript has a single exon. Gene Ontology annotation, cellular component: cytoplasm. Gene Ontology annotation, biological process: regulation of translational initiation. The coding region runs from base 170 to 760 and encodes 196 amino acids. The record is from RefSeq and is a predicted model, not a curated record.
ACCUUACACAAACCAACCUCUAGUAUAAGGAACGAGUACCUGGUUGGGUGCUUACGGCUAUAGACUUGUAGUACGAUAUGGCUUACUUUCGAAAAGCUAGUGGGAAGUUGGAAUACGGUGGAAAUUGGUCGAGAUGAGGUAAUUAGUACUCACUCACUCGCACUUAAGAAUGGGUUAUAAACUGAUGUUUAAAUUUCGAAUACACCAACUUCUUUCGCUUAUGAUGCUACGAUGUACCCUUGGCCGGCUCCAUAUCCCACCAGGUGGGCUGCGAAGAUACUAUGCGGCUCCUGUUAUUAAAGAAUGGUUUGAAUCGGAAAUAAUCACAGAUCGAAAGUCCAGAUUUCAAGCUAGACAUACACCACUAACUGAUCCCGAUGAAAUACCAAUUAUCCUAGAACAGUUUAUGAGUGAGCAUAAGAAUAUUGCCAAGUCGGCAUCUCAUCCUCAUAUGAUAGCUUGGAGGUGUGGGACGAUCGAACAGAAAGAGGAAGAAAUAACCCCAACGAAGGGGAAAAAGAAAAACAAGCCGUCGGUGAUCACCACAACAAGCUAUUCCAAUGUUCAGCAGGGGUUUAAAGAUAAUGGUGAAAAAGGUGCCGGGUCACGAAUAUUGGAACAAGUUCUAGUUCCAAACAAUAUAAUGAAUGUACUUGUCAUUGCCACCCGUUGGUACAACGGGAACCCAAUUGGUUCCCUGAGGUUUAGGCACAUCGUCAACACCUCAUUCGAUAGUCUUCGAAAGGCGAACAGGUUGUAGAGCAUGUAAAUAGCGUUAAUACAAAAUUGUUGCAACCUUUAUAUUUGGUGUGUACGGGUGUAAUAGUGUUCCGCACGUGACUCGCUGCAAUUAAUUUAGAGUAUUGAUCC